This is a messenger RNA of Cylicocyclus nassatus, 1043 nucleotides long. NCBI's taxonomy places the organism in Eukaryota, Metazoa, Nematoda, Chromadorea, Rhabditida, Strongylidae. The record is from the annotation of a GenBank genome assembly.
AAAUACUGCAGUUUUUCGCCUUAGGUUUGACAGCAACCCACCUCAACAUGGAUACGAGAGCCCUGUCGCGCCCAAACUUAGAAAGUGCCUCCGUGCAAGUCUCUGAGAUAAACUUUGGUUUGAAUAUGCUUCGGCAAAGUCCUGCAACUGAAUCGAUGGUAGUAUCACCAGUUUCGGUCAUCUUCGCACUUGCCAUGGUUCAACUAGGUGCGAGAGGGCGUACAAAAAUGCAAAUCAAUCGGGUGAUCGCAGAUGGAGCUACCGACGAUGCCAUUGUAGGCUUCUAUUCGGAUCUUUUCAAGAACAUCAACGACUCACGUGGAGUACAGGCAAGAAUCGCUAAUGGUUUCUUCGUGAACAAGACAUUUCCGAUAAAAGAGGACUAUUCGAGCGUGAUCGCCAAGAAGUAUGGCGCUACGAUCAAGGCGUACGACUUCAGGCAGUCAGCAAAAACUGCUAGGUUGAUCGACAAUUUUGUGAGUGAUAAAACUGAUGGGAAAAUCAAAAACCUCAUUACCAGUUCUGCAGUAGAAGAUGCAGUCGCUCUCAUAAUAAAUGCGAUUUACUUCAAAGCCAAAUGGUAUUAUGAGUUUAGCAAACGAUCUACAACGAACGCUGUGUUUUAUCAUUCUGCAGCUGAUAAGGAAAAGAUAAAGUUUAUGAAGGAGUUUGCAAAAAAUCGCUUAUAUGCUGAGAAUGAUGUCGUUCAAGUUUUAUCGCUACCCUACAAAGACACAUCCUAUUCUUUCAAUAUAUUUUUGCCUAAGAAAAGAUUCGGGCUUGAGGAGCUUCGUUCAAAGUUGGAUGGAGGUAUGAUUCAAAGUCUGCUUUCACGGUUAGACUCCACACUUUUAACGAUAUCAAUUCCCAAAAUGAAACUGGAAAAAAGCUACAACCUGAAGAAGGCUCUGGAGGCUAUGGGUGUUACCGACCUCUUCGAUAGCGAAUCGGCCGAUUUGUCAGGGAUUUCAAAAGUCGGCCUGUACGCGUCUGACGCAAAGCAUAGAGCUUUUAUUGAGGCAGGUUCAUUUCUUAUGCUAUAA